AGUGUUGUCGCUCGUGUUUCUGCACGGACUGUGAAUACUGCAGCACCGCCGGAAGUUCACUCCAUGCUUCGACUCGUCCUGCAGUCGACGCCACAAUAAACUGGAGUUAUCUACGAAUUUAACAAUUAAAUCGCUUUUACGACACACGAGACAAUAAUAAUGUCUGACAACGAAGACAACUUCGAUGACGGAGAUUUCGAUGAUGUUGAAGAUGAAGAGGCUCUGGAUGACCUGGAGAACGUGGAAGAUGAGGAUCAGGAGAACGUCCAGAUCCUGCCGGCGGGUGAAGGACAGCAGGCCAAUCAGAAGAGGAUCACCACUCCUUACAUGACCAAAUACGAGCGAGCGCGAGUGCUGGGAACACGAGCGCUGCAGAUCGCGAUGUGUGCGCCGGUGAUGGUGGAGCUGGAAGGAGAGACGGAUCCACUGCAGAUCGCCAUGAAAGAGCUCAAGAGCAGGAAGAUCCCCAUCAUCAUCCGUCGGUAUCUGCCAGAUGGGAGUUAUGAGGACUGGGGCUGCGACGAGCUCAUCAUUACUGACUGAGAAUCUCACACACACACACACACACAGAUCUGUGUGUCACAGCAGUGUUCACAGCACAGAUCUCAUGUCUUCUGCUCUUCAUCCAGCAGUUCAUGUGUGUGUCCGCAGGAGAGCAGCAGAAACACACCACAAACACCCAGCGCACAGCGGAAGAGUUCACCCUCAAUUUCAUUAUUUAAUGUUCAUUCCUUUGUUUUAGUCAUGCAAUAUUAAACGUUCUUUUGUAGAAAAUUA
Messenger RNA from Cyprinus carpio (common carp), 777 nucleotides. Its product is annotated as RNA polymerase II, I and III subunit F. Gene Ontology annotation, cellular component: nucleus; RNA polymerase II, core complex; RNA polymerase I complex. NCBI's taxonomy places the organism in Eukaryota, Metazoa, Chordata, Actinopteri, Cypriniformes, Cyprinidae. Gene Ontology annotation, molecular function: DNA binding; DNA-directed RNA polymerase activity. Gene Ontology annotation, biological process: DNA-templated transcription. The record is from RefSeq and is a predicted model, not a curated record.